AUGGAGGAGGAGGGGGGGCCCUGCGCCGCCUCAGCUGCAGCCUUGGAGGGGCCCUGCGCCACUGCCGCGUCUCCGGGCCUUUUUGGGGCCGACGCCGCGUCUCCGGUCCUUGUUGGGGCCACCGCCGCGUCUCCGGUCCUUGUUGGGGCCGACGCCCCCGCUCCUGUCCUUAGGAGGCUUAAAGCCUCCUCUCCUGUCCUUGAGGGGCAUGACGCCACCCUCCCUGCUACCUUCAAGAGGGUCCAUGGAGCUCGAGACGGAGACCAGCCAGAGUCUGCUGCCCUUCCUCCCAGCCUGAGGAUGGUUCCGGAGGCAGCAGACACCUCCCCUGUGGUCCCUCUGCAGUGGCCGCCCCAGCACCGAGUGGUCUCCAGUCCAGUCCCCAGUCUGGCCUCUGCAGGGGUCCCCAGUCCAGUCCCCAGUCUGGCCCCCGGAGGGGUCCCCAGUCCAGUCCCCAGUCUGGCCGCUGGAGGGGUCCCCAGUCCAGUUCCCAGUCCAUUCCCCAGUCUGGCCGCUGGAGGGGUCCCCAGUCCAGUUCCCAGUCAAGUCCCCAGUCUGGCCUCCGGAGGGGUCCCCAGUCCAGUCUCCAGUCUGGCCGCUGGAGGGGUCCCCAGUCCAGUUCCCAGUCCAUUCCCCAGUCUGGCCUCCGGAGGGGUUCCCAGUCCAGUCCCCAGUCUGGCCCCCGGAGGGGUCCCCAGUCUGGCCCCCGGAGGGGUCCCCAGUCCAGUCCCCAGUCUGGCCGCUGGAGGGGUCCCCAGUCCAGUUCCCAGUCCAGUCCCCAGUCUGGCCUCCGGAGGAGCCCCCAGCCCAGUCCCUAAACCGGCCUCCAGCCCGGCCCCCGGAGGGGUCCCCAGCCCGUCCCCGUCCUGUCAGCUGGGCCAGCCUCUCCUCUCGGUGCCAGAUCGUAGCGUCCGCUACGACAGCGUCUCCCGCUGGCCUGCCUGCCUGCCUGCCAGCCAGCCAGCCAACCAGCCAGCCAGCCAACCAGCCAGCCAGCCAACCUGUCAGCCUGCUGGCUGUCUGUCCAUCCCCAGCUCUCCAGGUGCAUCAGCGGCUUCUGCCCGCCAGCCUUUCGAGCCGCCGCUGGCUUGUCCCCCCCAGAACCCAGCUCUGCCAGACUCUGCUCUGCUGCCCACAGCGGUCAACUCUUGCCUGCACCAGCGUGUCAGCCGGAUGCCGGCCCGUCGAGCCUGUCUGUCUAUCCCCUCCUGUGUUGGCUCACGUGAGUUUUUGGCCUCUAGCUAUUUUAAUUUGGAUUACAGUUUGCAGUUGAGCUUCCCUCCUGCCUGAAGGAGAACGUUUGUUUACUUUCUAGAAACCCUAGUUUUGCAUUUAGUUUUUGUUUCCUUGUCUUUGGUCUUUUAGCCAGUUUAUGUUCUGCUUUGUUUAAUUUAAAGUAACCAAUAAACAUCCUUGGUUCACUUGA
Messenger RNA from Amphiprion ocellaris (clown anemonefish), 1426 nucleotides. RefSeq names its product skin secretory protein xP2-like. Bases 1 to 1290 code for a protein of 429 amino acids. The record is from RefSeq and is a predicted model, not a curated record. The transcript is spliced from 3 exons. NCBI's taxonomy places the organism in Eukaryota, Metazoa, Chordata, Actinopteri, Pomacentridae.